Messenger RNA from Branchiostoma floridae (Florida lancelet), 1161 nucleotides. Its product is annotated as solute carrier organic anion transporter family member 4A1-like. Gene Ontology annotation, cellular component: membrane. The coding region runs from base 226 to 1161 and encodes 311 amino acids. Gene Ontology annotation, biological process: sodium-independent organic anion transport; transmembrane transport. The record is from RefSeq and is a predicted model, not a curated record. NCBI's taxonomy places the organism in Eukaryota, Metazoa, Chordata, Leptocardii, Amphioxiformes, Branchiostomatidae. The transcript is spliced from 8 exons.
AGUCAGAGGUCAGCUAUGGAUUCACCCUGUUGUGCUCACUGAAGCAGCUCUCGCUUAGUAAAGAAUGCAGUCUGACAAGACAACAGCUGCCGGGGUUGACUAAAGACCUUGACAAGAAAAAAAAAAAGUCAUUGUUUACUCGGGUGACACUUAGAGGAAAGGCCAUGGAUCAAAGACUUUUGUCUCUUACGAACUCGUUAUAUCCAGUAGAAUAGGCAACAAGCCAUGAUCAUGAGGACCAACAUGGAAGACGAAGGUGACCCACGAGAAUGUGAUGGGCAACAAAAAGACAAGAAACUACGAGGCGACAACUAUGGGUGGGGUUCGUUAAAACCUGCAACUUUACAGGUGUUGAACAAUCCAAAGGCAGCCCUCGCUUUUCUGUCCUGUGCGAUUUUUACACAAGCUAUGACAGUAAACGGACUGGCCAGGAGUGUAGUGACCACAUUGGAGCGGCGGUUUCACCUGACCAGUACGGACAUGGGCGCUGUUCUCAUAGCGAAUGACGUGGCCAACUUCGUUUCAUCACUGCCGAUAAGUUAUCUUGGUGCCAAGAACAAACCCCGUUGGCUCGGCUGCGGCAUGCUCCUGCUCGCCGUGGGAGCCUCCGUCUUCGCCCUUCCGCACUUCGUAGCCGAACCUUACCGAGUGGUGCCGACGACAUCGCACGAGUUGUGCCGAUCCAACGCCUCGAACUUCAGUGCUUCUGUCCAUUUUAACUCUUGGAAUCAGACUAAAUGUGGAAACACUACCAGCAGUUCCGGUCAGGGAAUACAGGGCUACAUGUACGUCCUGGUCUUGGGGAAGUUUCUGAUAGGAAUCGGCGCAUGCGCACUGUUCAGCCUGGGGGUGACGUACAUCAACGAGAACACCCCGUCCAAUCAGUCUUCGGUAUACCUCGGUAUUUUCUACUCUUUCUCCAUCGUGGGCCCAGCCGUUGGUUACCUUCUAGCCAGUGUUUUCCUGAAGAUACCUACGGACAACACAUUUCCCAAUAAUAUUGACCCAGAACACCCCCAGUGGAUAGGAGCGUGGUGGAUAGGAUUCAUCCUCACCGGCGCAUUGGCUGUCGUGGCAGCCAUCUUUAUUCUGGGCUUACCGAGGAGACUAUCGAGAAAAGUCGAAGGUACAAGAGUUGCUUUCAAGUUGCAAAUCAUGUAA